AUGCAAAAUUAUCAAAGACAACAACAACAACAAAUGAUGCAAGAAUUACAAUUAAAGGAAGCUAUGGAACUUUUCAAUGAAAUGGUUAGACACUGUGUUGAUAAAUGUGUUGAAGAACCAAAAGGAGACAAGUUAGAUGAUGUUGAAAAGGCUUGUAUCACAAAAUGUGGAGUUAAAUAUAUUAAACACAAUAUGCGUGUUACGGAACGAUUCCAAGCUGGUAUGCAAAAUCAAAAAUAA
Molecule: messenger RNA, 240 nt
Organism: Naegleria gruberi
Lineage: Eukaryota; Heterolobosea; Eutetramitea; Acrasida; Naegleriidae
Exons: 1
Coding region: 1-240 (79 amino acids)
Source: RefSeq, a predicted model, not a curated record